AUGGCCGAACCACGCAUGCGCCUUCGCCAAAAAGGCCAACAAUUCUCAAAUCCAGAACUCGCUGGCCUCCUCGAAGCAUUCGGCGACACCCAACCACUCCCCGCGACCCUCACAACCCUCGACGAAAUAAUCACAGACUUCAUCAUCGAGACCUGCCACAGCGCCGCAAUCUGCGCAUCCUACUCGCGCCGCCAAAAGAUCAAGGUCGACGAUUUCAAAUGGGUCUUGCGCAGGGAUGCAAAGAAGCUGGGCAGAGUGACCGAAAUCUUCUUUGCUGAGAAGAUUCUGAAAGACAACAGAAAGGCUUUUGAUAUCGGUACGGGAGAGGGCUUGGUGCAGGGAAAGAAGGGAGCU
Aureobasidium namibiae CBS 147.97 is the source of this 354-nucleotide messenger RNA. Its product is annotated as TFIID-18kDa-domain-containing protein. Gene Ontology annotation, molecular function: protein heterodimerization activity. Lineage: Eukaryota; Fungi; Ascomycota; Dothideomycetes; Dothideales; Saccotheciaceae. The transcript is spliced from 2 exons. The record is from RefSeq and is a predicted model, not a curated record. Gene Ontology annotation, biological process: RNA polymerase II preinitiation complex assembly; transcription by RNA polymerase II. Gene Ontology annotation, cellular component: transcription factor TFIID complex. The annotation marks the transcript as partial.